Bombus huntii is the source of this 11331-nucleotide messenger RNA. RefSeq lists its product as uncharacterized. The coding region runs from base 1493 to 2395 and encodes 300 amino acids. Lineage: Eukaryota; Metazoa; Arthropoda; Insecta; Hymenoptera; Apidae. The transcript has 8 exons. The record is from RefSeq and is a predicted model, not a curated record.
UUAAUGUACAUGAUGUAUAAAAGCAGGGAAAGAAUUACGAAAUAAUAAUAUUUCACCUUAUUUCAUUGCAUAUAAAGGUGGUUAAGAUAAAAGUUCAAAUUUAAUGUGUACAAAUGUAUCCAUGUUCUUUUCAAAUCUUUGCUAAAAGAUUUUCAGAACAAGUAGCAUUAUUUUUUUGUACUUUAUUUUUCGAACGUUUCUUAAUUUGAAUUUGAAGCUCACAUUGCUUGCUUUUCAUAUCCUUAAAAAUGUAUACAUAUGCUUGUAAAUCCCUUUCUGCAAGCAGCAUGACAGUAAAGUAAAUACAAGAAAGAUACUUUAGCAGAAAAAUAUGCUUUGCGUGUUCGUGCAUAGUACGUUUAGCAAAGGGAACAGGUAAUUUUGAGCAAAUACUUGUAUUCCAGCGAUAGUUUUUUCAAUCUUUUGUCGUAAAACAGUUUCAGAUGAUAUUCCAUUGUUGCAUAAUAUGAAUCACAAGAAUUUAUUUCCGUUCUCUGAAUUUACGCACUUAAAUUUAAAUAAUCUCGUAGUUUUUUUUAUAAAUUAUAUCAUGAAUGGCAACAGUAAAUAUGGCAAUCAUAUAAUUAAAGAAGUAUUUUUCAACAUAAUAGUCACACGUACUUAAUAGAUCGAUACUAUGGUAAAAGGUUAAUGACAUAUGAUAUAUCUAAUUAUGCAACGUCUGUUGAAAUUUAACAUCAUUGAGAUAUGCAAUAUAAUUUACUAUCGACUAAUUCCACAAAUUGUACACCACAGAAUUGUACAAGUCGAAAUCAGAACUAAUCUUAGCACGCAAACCUAAGUAAAAAUUGACUCGAUUAAUAUAUUUAAAUCAGCCUAAUUAUAUUAAUAAUAUAAUUGAUAAUUAAGAUCUUGAUAAACCGCAGUAGCUAACCUAGCAAAUCCACACCCACAAUGUUAGUAAAUAAGUCCUCAUCAUAUGACGCAAACUAUUUUCUUGAGUAAGCAUACUUUAAAUAUUUUUUAUUCUGAACCAAUGCUCAUAGGUUGGCUUUGUAAUCGCUGUCUUGAUGUUAGGGGUGCUUCCGUGAAACUUCACGGCCCUGGUCACGAACCAGCAGUCGAAGGUCGAGUAGUAUAGUGGUAGAUGGUAACGACGUGAAACGUGACGCAUAUAGUAACAGUGUACGUCGAGGGGGAUGUACUGGUAUGUGGAGUGUAGAGAAUCGACGUCGGGAACCAGCACAGGGUGGCUGACUUCGUCGAAGCGACGCGACGUCAGGGUGGAUUCACGGGGUGGUUGGUAGUCGCGUGCUCUCAUCGUCAGGUGAACAACUUUUGUAUGGAUAUAAUCGGUUUACCAAAUAUUUUUCCGAGUUACUGUUACCCGUAUCGGGAUCUAGCCACGUCUCCGUGACACGCAAAACUUCUGCAUCGUCCAUAACUGCUCACGUAUGUAGCACGUGUUCCCUUACACGCGAUGCUCGUGAUUUGUUCGUCCUUUUAUUAAGAGGAAGACACCGGGACCGAGAUGGCGCAGGAUAUCCCGGAGGCGACGUACGUACCGGAAGUGGAGGAGGAUACGAGAAAGGAACGAGAACGGCGGGCUGUUGAAGAGGGAACGGCCUCGUGGAGACGACGAAAGGAGGAGUUGCUACGUCAAAAGCACCGUGAACAGCGAGAACUCCAGCAAAUCUUGGAGAAUUAUUCGCCUUGGGGUAAACCAGGUGGCGGUGCUCCUUGUGCUGCAACCCUUAGAAAGAAAAACGUUCCUCUAGAACCCCCGGAAUUAUCAAAGUGUCAUAAUUUCAGCCAGCUGGCACCGCUCUGGCCGUGGGGUCGACCUGGUCCGGGUGGAGUUCCUUGGAGGGAUCCCAAGUUGCUGGGUGCGCGCUUCCUCGAAUCUCUGGGCUGGACGAGCAAUUCGACCAUCGAAAGGCUACACAGAAGGAGUAUUAAUCCUUUGCCCGUCACGAAUAUGAACAAGUUCUUUGAUGAUAAAGCAGAACCAGGUAUCGCUACGGAUAUGCAGCUGAUACAGGACUCAAAAAAUCCCUACAACGAGGAAGUUCAGGUGUACGAAUUGACCGGGGGCGUGGAAUUGGUCCCUCUUUUAACUAGCAGACGAUAUUGCUCGCAAUCGCAAUUUCAAAACAAUCGUCACGUUGCCACCGAUGCCACUCGACCUGGAUACACGAUAGACCCAUUGCGAUCGUUGGAGGUUGAGAAUCGCGAAUACAUCGCCGAACUCGCCGAGCAAGUGCAACGAAAACGAGAGAAGGCAUUGGAGGAACAAAAGAUUGAGUUGGAAAGCUGUCGAAGACAUUUCGAUACCUGGAGAAAGUUGUGGGGUCGGCCGGGUCACGGUGCACCCAUAGAUCACGCCCAUCGUAACAAUCUCUACAACAUUCUCUACCAUUCAGCUAUCUAUUGAAUUUCUACUUGCUGCACUGUGCAAAAUCAGAACUGCAUCUUCCACUUUCUUUUCGUGCAAUGGAGGAACUUGUACGAAAUCUCUUUAUGUUACGGGAAGAAUUGCUACAGGACGAGCAACUAUAAAAGAUAAUAGGUUCGCGAUUCUACAAUACAAUACGACGAUAGAACGACGGAGUUGCAGGUUUCCUAGGAGAAUAGAUCUAGGAAGAAUGGAAUUUAGUAAGUUUUCGAGUUGAUAGAGAAAUGAUGGGUUGUUAUGAAAUAGUUUGAAGCUGUUUGCAAUAAAACAAGAAGAGAAUGAAUCGAAAGUUGUGGAUCAGAAGCGUUCAACGUAACACGAUGUAACUUAAUAGAUGGAAAUAUGGAAAUGAUGAUAAUGUGUAUGAUAAUACGCGAAGCAGUGUAUACUGCGAAAUUAAUUAGAGAUUUUGUAGAAUGGAGAAUGGACCGCGGGGAAUGUAGAAUUAGUUAACAAGAUUUUAAUUGUGCUUUCGAGAUUCACACAGAUACACGUUUUUAUUAUUUGUCGUAGCAUCUCGUUAUCUUGAAAAAAAAAAACACCAGAAAUAGCGUGUUUUAAUAUUUUACAUGCGUAUUAGGCACACGUCGCCAUAAAUGUAUAUCGAACUAGCUCGAAUUAGCCGUGUUUACACGCGUACGGGAGACGCUCUAUUUUGAGUUGUUUUUUAAAUAUUUCGUCUGUCCAUAGAAAUAUGGAAGAGAAAUCAGUACGCGUGGUUUUCGCAAGGUAAUACAUGUCGAAUCGAGUGAGAAGAGAUGUCGGGUGAGCUAUUAAAUUUUAUGAAAGCUCUCCAAGAGCGGGAGACGUUUGAUAAGGUAGAAACGUGCUACGAUUGACCACAUUUCAAAGGAGCAAUCUCGAGAGAACGUGACUACCCUUCAAGCCGAUGAUUUCUAAAUUUCAUGAAAGCCAAAGAAUUUGGAUCUAUUCGUAUGCGUGUGUUUUGUGCGCGUAAACGCGUUGACUGAUCCAGGGAUUCCAACUUCGAAGAUAGUCAAAAGAAAUGAAUCGCUGCUGUCGAUACAGCUGUCCUCGAAAACCUUUAUUGGUUGCUUCGGUUCACGAGCAUCAAAGGACGGAAGCUAGCGGGUGAGAGGAGAGGGGAAAGAGAAACGGGCUUAUAAAACAGUUUGCAAUAUCACAUGCCAUGCUAAAUGGUUGUGCGUUUGAACACGACGUUCAAAGAUCUCCAGUGUUCUAUAAUAUUUCAGGAAAAUACUCGAUAGAGGUUCAACCUGAAAUGCUCUCGUUACUUGUGUUGCAUUGAAAUUAAAUGAAAUUGCAUUUAAACGAUCUGGGAUACAUAAAUACAGAUAUGAUUAAAAAACAAAUUUUCGCUUUAUUUUACAAACAAGAUACAAAGUGGGAGAAGUAAUAUCGUAUAAAGUGUGUACCUUUCACAUUCUGCAAAUUCUAUGUCUGUUUCCUCGUUCCUGUAAAGAUGAUUUCUUCUUAUUUGAAUAUUUAUUGGUAAGAUAUUGCACAUUACUCGAACGAAAAUAGUUUAGUACAAAAUAUAUGAGAACUAUUUCUUUGUUAGAAACACUGAUUGUUAUUAAUGAAAGCACAUGUAAAGUAUAAUGAACCUAACUAACAAUAAGGUCAAUUAACAAUAAACGUCUGCAGGUUUCUCUAUUGAACACUGGUACAAUAAUACAUUAAUUAAAUUAACGAUUAAUGAUCAAUUAGUGGGAAUCUGAGAAAAAAGACAGAAUCCGCUCGAUUCUACUGGGCGCCUCGAAUUUAAUUUGGAUGUUGUUCCGACAGCACGGUGCAGUUUCUAUUCCUAAACGUGUACCUUUGUUCCGCCGCCGGGCAUAGAGAACGCUAGUUUCAUCCUUUCCAGGGUACCUUUUCCUCCCCCUAGAAAGCCACGGAAUCCAGCGCUGUCGCGCAUCUCUCUGGUUACGAUCUCUCCGUCCGAGCCGCAGCCACCGCCGGCCGAAAGCUACGCUUUCCCCAUUGUCUGACUAUUGUAUUCCGUUACCACUGUGUGUCCGUUCGUUUGUAUAAGAGUGAUUCAUUUUCCGCGAAAUAUCAGUUCCUGCGCCGCAUGAAUUGCAACUCGCACGGCCGCGUAAAACCGCCGCGCAUUGCAAACCCUUCCUCCCUUCAACACAUCCACCCCUGUAUUCCACCCUUUUCCUCUCGUUGUCCUCCUCUUCUAUAUCGUUUAUUCAUUUCUAUCUCUUUUCGUAGAGAGCGCGCAUUGUCGCGAAAUUGGGUCGGUCUCUUGCCUGAAAUGAGAUACGCGACCAGUGUCGGUGUCGGUGAAAAUUGGUCAUUGCUAUCUCGUUUUCUCCUACAUUUCCCCCCUCCCAUUUUUUUGUACCCUCUUUCUUUCGCGUCCCUGUUUGACGCGUAUUUAGGGAGCGACGCAGAAUGGAAAAACAUCGCCCUUCCUUCCGGUUAGUUGUUCGUGGAAGACUCUUUAAUUUCCGGCUGAACAUUCGAGAAGAGCCGAAUCGCAACCACGGAUCGCGUAUCCCAAGUGUACUUGGUAUUGUACCCUUAAACAGGGAUUGCAAAGCUACCGUAUGAAUUUACUUUUAAAAAUUAACAAAGGUUCAACAGUCCUGAAAUAAAAAUUCCAAUGUAUAUUUAUUUACCAUUAUAUUUAUUUAAUUGGAAAUUAUAUUUAAAACGUCUUUUUUACGAUAAUCACACAGGUAAUGGUGUCGAAUGGCGGAUAUAAUUUGCCAGCUCUUCUUCCACUCGUCCCAGACACGUCAUCAUUUUUCCUAUGUCCUCUUCAUUCUGGGCCAUACACCAUCUCCUUCCAUAUCAGUUGGAUUGUGAACGCGACAUCGAUAACAAGUUUGACAGUUUCGUGUAUGGAUACGAAUACAUGCUCGUAUAUUCCGUUUGCACGUGACACUCUCCGCGCAUAGAAAACGCACGUGUAUCGCAAUAGUAUAUCGAAGUUCGGUGUGGGUGGAAUAUAGUUUUCGCGUGUGUGCGUUACUUUCUUCUUUUACGUGCGAACGAAAUGAAAAUCUAGAUUAAAGGGAUACUUUUAGGAAUCUGAAGCAACAUCGUGUUAUGGUCUACGAACGGUGAGUCGUAAUUCUUAUUUCUCAUUCUUUUUUUCUCGGUGUCUCGUAGAUAAUUAUUCGCGUAUCGUUCGAGUUCGAAUAAAAAUUAAUAGCAGCGCACGGGAAAUUUAUCAACAGCCAGUAAUAGAACUGAAUUUUCGUACGGCGUUGCCAACAAACACGAAUAAUUUUGUCUCAUAUAGAGAUACGUGACCGUGCAAGCGACGGAAAAAUUUCAGUCGCACCGACCACGAGUCCGAUGAUUAACAGCUCGGCCCUUAACGAGCACUUCGGUUCUACUUAAUUAGAGAUCGGGUAAUUUAUACGGCAGACGCGUUUCACGUUCACCGGUGACGUUCCUUUCUUCCUUUGUAGCAACGCUUCCUCCCCUAUUUCACUUUUAUUUUUCACCGUUAAUUGUCCCGCGGCCUUAAAGAAGUGUAAUAAAUUUCCGUCUCGCGAACCUUUCCAUACGGGCGAGGCGGCGCAGCGAUUAAUUAUUUUCCGCUGUUUUAUAUACAGAACUCGGUUUCUUUGUUCACGUGGCAGAAUCGAUCUGCUUGAUCAAUACGAACAAAGAAAGCGCAGGUAGGUUUUUCCUAGCCAUCGUAAAGGCGAGGAAUAUAAAAUAUUUCUUUUAUAUUAGAACUUUUAAUUUGAUUAGAUGCGGCCCUUUUUAUCGAGAUUCAACUAGUAAUUUCUGUAAGAGCCUCCGUAACAAAUUUAUUCGAUGAAAAGCCACUCUCAGGAGCCCGUUGCGUUGCACGCUGUGAAAUUUAUUAGUUUUAGAACCGAUAGGAGAUUCUCUAUUGUAUCGUCGAUAAGCUUUUUGACAGAAUUGGUUGCUCUCGAGAAUAUUGCCACUAUAAACAAGAAACGCGAUCAAUUUUUAAUAGCCAUGGAUUUUUAUUACGUCAGGGAGGAAUUAUUGGCCGUUAAAUGAAGUUAAACGAGUUUCUUAUUGUUUCUCUUUGACCGAGCAAACAACUUAAAACGAAGUUUUUUUCUGUAAAUACGUGAGAACUAUCUUAAAGGCCGGCCGAAUUUCAAGUAGCCUGAACGCGAACUGAAAAUAAGUGGGUCGAAUCGCAAUUCCACUCGGCUAGUAGGUUUUUUCCACGGGCUGGCAGACAGAUCGAUCUUCGUCUUGCUGAGAUCUGCGUCGAAAUCGGUUUUCCUAACCGGGAGUUACCGCGAACGCCGAUAAUUGAUUUUACAAGUUUCAGUUGGCAAAGCCUUUUCUGUCUGUUUGUAAAUCGUCGGCUCCGGAGUGCAAGCAAUAGAUCGCGAAAUCACGAAACUUUCGCCUGGCGCACGAAGCCCAUAUCGACCGAACGUUUCUCCAACCGUAUAGAUAGGAACGUACGUAAUAUUUGUUUUGCCGCGAUUCGAGAGUUGCUUAGAACUCGCUGCUAUGAUUGAUUACUAUUGUUUGAAAACCGUAACUCAGAUUAAAUACGAAUCGAUCCAAGUAUGAAGAACUGUUAAAAUAAUUGAGGCAUUCAGAAACCACGCUGAUCAGUUCCACGAAAUUCAAACGUAGAAGAUGACAGUUUGUUAAAUAACCUUUGUCGCGUUUCGAUUGGUUGCUGAGAUGUAAUGCAAGUGAUUAUUUUAUUUCUUCUAUCGAAGAGUCUUUUGAUUGAUAGAAAUGUCAAAGUUUGUAAUACGGCUGAAGGAUCGCAUUAUUAUAGGACAGGAUAUUUAUUUCAUGUACUUCGCGUGAUUGUUAGCUGUUCAAAUCUCCUCGUGUCAACGUGGAGCUCGGUCAUAAAAUCUCCAAAAUUGGCUAUUCGAAUUUGGUGCGCUUUAUUGGGAUGUGAUUUACGAUAAUCAACGAUAAUCAAGAAUAACGUGGGUUAAAAUGGUAUAUAUUACUUUGCGAUAGUAAAUUCUAAUUUCGCGGCUAUUUCGUUCGCGUGAGAAAUGCGACAGAGAAAACAUAAAUUAUCGGUGACGAUCGUUGGCAAGGAGUUGUACACGUGCUCGUCUUACGCGGCUAGAAAACUUCUCGUUCACGUCACGAAACGUACCCGGUGAAUUUAAAUUUCGACACGGCCCUGAUUCUGAUUCUCAUCUCUGCUCGUUGGCUUCACGUUCGUCCAUUUGUCUUCGUAUUCACGUUUGUGCCUCUACCACUAUUUUUAUCGAGUUUGCUGGUGCAACCGGAAUUCAAGUAGAUACGAGCUCGCGGUUCGAGAUCGCGCGGAAUACCGUUCAAUUGAAUUUUAGUUAGAAGAGAGCUGCGUGUUGCACGAUCAAUGUCGUUCAUCGUUCGCGGCUAGCGCCGUUAACUUUUCCUGAUUCGACUAAUUUUCAAGGAAAUCAGAGAUUACUUUCCAAUGAUAUUCUAUUAUUCUUCUUCGUAUCUCUCUAUUUCCGAGUAAGUUUGUUAUCGCCUUCCCUUCAAUCUACGAAGCUCCAUUUUACUGAUCUAAUUGUUUUCAGUGCUUUAUAUAAAGAUUUUCAAAUUUACUGCAUCCUUUCUUUUCUGUCUAAUAACAUUCUACACGACGUUUGAGUUAGAUCAAUUCGAUUUGACUUAUUCAAAUGUAAGUAAAAUGAAUUAAGGGAUAAUAUGGUUCGACGAGAAGGAAAAUUCACUGAUUUGCCCAUCUUUAGUUGCGUGUCGAACCGCGAGGAGCAUGGAGUAGCUUGGUCAAAUGCAUCAAGAUUUAUUCAAUGAUUUUCACAAUGCAAGAUCGUCUCUUUUUACAGAAACAGCAUCUUCGUUCGAUCUUUUAUCAAUAAAUCUUCUUAGUGUCAGGAAAUAUUUCAGAAAAUACCUUAGUCGUGUGUUUCAUCCCCAAUAUUCGCCUAUCUGUUCGUUAUAUAUUGUACGUAGAAUUCGAAUUCGAUGAAACCCUACGAAUUUCAAAAUUUCAAAAAAAAUAUAAUGAACGAAACAACGAAUCGCUGAUAAACGGGGUGGGAAAGCAAAGCGACUCAAAGAGUGAGAUAGCUGCAUGGAUCGCAACAAUUUGCAAGCUAUCAAACUGUUGAAUCGAUACGAUCCGAUACCUGUAUGACAGCUGCUAUUGAGGGCGUUGAUGACUAGAAGCUUAGUAAAGCGCGCUAUUGUCGCUGAAUGGGUAUUUUAUCAUGGAAAAUCGUGAUUAAGCGUCGGGAUUGUAAUAUCGAUCGAUCGACCCUUUUGGUUCGGCGCUCGUUUCCUCAAAUUUGAUAUUUCCCCAGCCAGAGGGGAUAACAGUUACACAGAUAUAAAAAUGAAAAAGGUCACGAAACUUUGGAUGCGGUCUAGCUUUUUCUGGCAACGGCCGGCAAGUUGGAUAGCCGAGAGCGCAAUGACGAAAGAAGGAAUGGUGUAACAGGAAUUUCAUCAGGCAAAACGUUACAAACAUCAGCCUGUGUUAUUCAGCCACCGCCACGGAAAACACUCGCACGAUUUUGCUAAAGUUACAUUAACCCCGAUGCAUUCGAGCCGCGAGUUAUUCACGGCAUUUCGAGUAACGCGGUACAUUCUCCAAUUAAUUUAUCUCGCUGGAAUACGAAUUUCCCCGUUACAUCCGGCAGGUUGAGGCUGAUGAACAAACAUCCGUUAAAAAGAAACAAUAUACGUGUUUCGGAAUGUUGCAGUUCGUGUUUACCUCUUGACAUAAUGCAAUGACGAUCAAUUCAGAUUAAAUGACUUAAAAAAUAAUUACUUCUUUAUUUUGAAAAUUCUCUGUAUAUCUACAUCAGAUAUUGGGUCGUUCGGAAAGUUUGUAUUAUUCUUUAUGCUUGAUAGAUUUUAUUGUGUAUUUGACGAGGUUGGAAGGAAAUUGUUUAUUGCGUCGUUUUGAUAAAUAAUAAAGCAUUAAAUUCUUAGUCAGGCAUUAAAUACAAUAUUUACAUCUUAAACAAUCGAUGCUUUUAGCUUUUCAUAGGAAAUGAAUUGUAAUGUUUAACAUAAGAAUUUAACAUAAGAAAAGAUUGUACUGUAACAAAGAGUACUAAUUAAAAACAUAUGCGAAUGAACUGAUGGGUAUUAAAAAGUGACUAUAGAAUAUAUGCAAUUUCAAGGUUUCUACAUCGUUGUUGAACGACGUGAUAUAUUUUUCUGAAACUUUCACAGAUAUUUCUGUAGGUCACAAAUAUCGAUCGGUGAAUUAUUUUGCGAAAAAGGGUCAAGAACUUCGGGAUAUUUACAGGCGGUAGAAUUUCUUUAUUUUUAAAAAGAUUCAAAGUGAAAUUCGUGGGCCUACGUGUUUCGUCGUCGCGUCUCGAUGCACGCGACAGCUCGAGUUUUCGUGCAUCACGAAAUUUGCUGGAAAAUCCUGUUGCCACGCUGGUGUAUGAAUAAUACAUGGAUGUUUUAUCGAAACAACGACGAGAGAUGGAACGAGUGUUACUUUAGAUACGAUCAAGUCAGCUCGUUCAACGAGAGCAAAGAAAAUAGUUAUUGUUUAAUUAAAAUUAUUUCCAUUUUCUGAUCGCAAACACAUUUCAAUGUUUGUAACAGUAGAAACAAGAAUGGGAUUACGAAACAGAAAGACAGCUUGUUUCUUGGAAAUAUGAAAAGGGUAUUUGAUGCGCAGGUAUAGCGAAUGGAUGGCUUCGAUUGAUUCGAAUAAAACCACAUAAUUCUCGUUCGCUGUACACUAGAAAUCUCAUCAAAAGCGAACGUUCUAUCGCGAUACCAAAGCUAUGCUUUUCCGACUAAAUUUAAUACGUCUGAAUUAAAAAAUGUGACAUGCGGUUGAUUUUUCGUUCUGGAAAUAUAAAUAAUGUGUGUGUUAUAAAAAAUAAUAAUGGAUGAAAUGCGGCGAAAGGGAAGUGUAUGUGUGCAUAUCAGUUGGCAAACACGUCUGAGUUUAAUUAAAAUACUGGUUAAUAAAAAUAAAGUAUUAUAAAAUCAUUUUCCGUUUGAUGUUUCAGUAUUACGCAACACAAAAGCUCUUUGUGCACGAAAUAUCCAAGUGCAGAUAAAUAUUAAAUAAUAGAGAUUAAAACGUGUUUCAUCUACCAUUUUCCAAAAUGCGCACGAAUAAUGUGCAUAAAUUUUCCCUUACUAAGAUGGCGAAUGAUGACCGAGGGAAUUAUAUAAUUUCAUGUUAAUCCGAUUUCAUCAUCAUUGUCAUAAUUUAUAAGUUCCAUGUGGCUUUCUACUCUUAUUUGCAACGCCGGAAAAUCUGAUUUUCAUUCUUUUGUAAAGUUUGUGUCAUUGCAUCGAUAUAAUAUUAUUAAAAAUAUUCGAAUAUGGUUUAUUCGUCGUGAUUGUUAAAAAUACACUGCUAAAAGAUAAAAGAAGGGAAAAAGAAAACGAGGAACAAAAUUCCGGGUUGAACGAUGCAAAGCCAACGAUGUUGCAUUAAAAAAUAUUUUGGAGAAAAAUUUUACUCUGGGGAUAGUAUUUAGUAGCCUAUUACCCAAAUGCACUGAUUAUACGCGUCGCCAAAGAUAUUGUUCCCGGGAGGAAAUUAAACGAAAUAAAACCCCCGGCACAUGCUCGUCGGAUUAUUCUACUGGAAAUCCAGCUGGAAAGAGAAGAGCCCGAAAAUCGUGCCACGCUUAUGAAUUAUCGAAUGUGUCGUUCAUUCGCGAACGUUCGUUGCACGUAGAUCCAACGUAAGAUUUUUCAGUUACUUAUAAGUAGCCACAAAAGUCAAAGCAGUCACAAAAGUGCAAAGAAAUUGCAAUAAAAUUGGAAAUUUUGUAAUUACCAAUACAAUUUUAUUCCAACGUGCCGUCGUACUAAAUGUUCGUUAUUUCUUAAUUCCUUCUAAAAAGACGUUAAUGUAUCGAGUAAAUUCAAAUUAAAUUACUAGAAAUAGUAAUUACAAUGUUAAUAUAAAUAGUCACGAGACCGAUAAUUAUCGAAGAUAAUGUACGAUCCGUGUAUUGUUAGCACUGCACUGUACAUUUGAUCGUUCCCAU